Messenger RNA from Trichomonas vaginalis G3, 1572 nucleotides. RefSeq names its product ankyrin repeat protein family. Gene Ontology annotation, molecular function: protein binding. Lineage: Eukaryota; Parabasalia; Trichomonadida; Trichomonadidae. The coding region runs from base 1 to 1572 and encodes 523 amino acids. The record is from RefSeq and is a predicted model, not a curated record. The transcript has a single exon.
AUGGAUCUGAAUUUCGAAUACAUUGCUGCUCAUAUCAGCAAUUACAUUAACAAUGAAAACUUCUUUGAUACAUUUGAUAUCGAAAACAUCAAAACAAUCAUGAAAUAUACACGUUUGACAGCUGAUCAAUACGUUACUCUUCUCAAACAAUCUCAUUCAACUAUCAAUACCAAAGACUUAUAUAUCUGUACACGAAAAGCAAAUGUUACUAUCAAAAACAUCGAAGAAAUCGUUUUAAUUCUGAAAUCUGUAAAUAGAUACAUGAAAUUCAGUAUAUUUGAUGGUAUUAUUGAUUUUUUAAAACAGAAUGAGAAAGUAAUAAACUAUUCUACGAACGAGAAAGCUUUUCAAAAUAAAAAUGAAAAUGAAAGUGAAAAUGCGACCAAAGAUAUGACAAUCAGUCAAACUAAUGAAAAUUACAAUCAUUCACGAGAUAUUUUAACUAAAAUUACAGAACUUAAGGAAUCUAGUGAUUUUGAAACCGUUUACAAAUUCCUUGAUGAACUUUCUUCGAAAAGAAACCAUGAAAUGAUUUCAAAAUCAAUCGAAGAAGGACUUUGGCAAAAGAUUGCUCCUGAAAAAGAUAAAUGGGAUCCUGAUAGGAAUAUUCUUCACUUUGCAAUUGAAAAUGGAAAUCUUAGACUUGUUCAAUCACUCAUCGAAUGUGGUUGUGAUAAAGAAGCCAAAGAUAAUAAAGGAUUUACUCCCCUCAUUUGGGCAUCAGCUAAUGGUAAACUUGACAUUGUUAAAUAUCUUAUCUCAGUUGGAGCUAAUAAAGAAGCAAAGAAUAAACCUGGAUAUACACCACUCAUUUAUGCAUCAGAAGAAGGUCAUCUUGAAGUUGUUAAAUAUCUUAUCUCUGUUGGAGCUGAUAAAGAAGCAAAGACUAAUUAUGGAUCUACUCCACUCACUCAGGCAUCACUUGGUGAUAAACUUGAUGUUGUUCAAUAUCUUAUCUCAGUUGGAGCUAAUAAAGAAGCAAAGACUAAUUAUGGAUCUACUCCACUCACUCAGGCAUCACUUGGUGAUAAACUUGAUGUUGUUCAAUAUCUUAUCUCAGUUGGAGCUAAUAAAGAAGCAAAGACUAAUUAUGGAUCUACUCCACUCACUCAGGCAUCACUUGGUGAUAAACUUGAUGUUGUUCAAUAUCUUAUCUCAGUUGGAGCUAAUAAAGAAGCAAAGACUAAUUAUGGAUCUACUCCACUCACUCAGGCAUCACUUGGUGAUAAACUUGAUGUUGUUCAAUAUCUUAUCUCAGUUGGAGCUAAUAAAGAAGCAAAGACUAAUUAUGGAUCUACUCCACUCACUCAGGCAUCACUUGGUGAUAAACUUGAUGUUGUUCAAUAUCUUAUCUCAGUUGGAGCUAAUAAAGAAGCAAAAGAUUACCUUGGAUAUACUCCACUCCUUUGGGCAUCAAGAUAUGGUAAACUUGACGUUGUUCAAUAUCUUAUCUCAAUUGGAGCUAAUAAAGAAGAAAAAGAAAAUAAAGUUAUAGAUCCGUAUUUUUCCCAAGUGAGCGGGGUAUCUCUAAUCCCAGCCCUAUCGUCCUCCCAGUGUCAGUUUUUAAUAUAA